This is a messenger RNA of Sphaerodactylus townsendi, 1804 nucleotides long. RefSeq names its product phospholipid phosphatase 7 (inactive) (gene PLPP7). Gene Ontology annotation, cellular component: nuclear envelope. Bases 171 to 986 code for a protein of 271 amino acids. Gene Ontology annotation, molecular function: sphingosine-1-phosphate phosphatase activity. NCBI's taxonomy places the organism in Eukaryota, Metazoa, Chordata, Lepidosauria, Squamata, Sphaerodactylidae. The record is from RefSeq and is a predicted model, not a curated record. The transcript has 2 exons.
ACCUGUCGUCUCUGUGGGUAGCUGAUCAGGCUCAUCACUUUGGAGGGAGGUGGGGUAGGGCCACCCAGAUUUCUGGGAGGGGGACUCUGUGGAUUACCUGAAGGGUUGUUUUUUUAGAAGGGCGGGGGGAAGAGAAUUAAGCUGAUUUUUGUUCCGGAGACAGCUUCACCAUGCCGGCCUCGCAAAGCCGGUCCAGGGCCAGAGACAGAAACAAUGUCUUGAACAGGGCAGAGUUCAUGUCGUUGAACCAGCCCCUGAAAGGAAGCCAGGAGCCGAAGGGCUCCGGCCGACGGCAGAACAGCCAACCUGGCCCUGCUCCGGCCCCGAACGAGGGCCCCAAGGAACGGAGGCAAUCCCAGCAGCUCCCCGAGGAAGACUGCAUGCAGCUGAACCCCUCCUUCAAAGGCAUCGCCUUCAACUCCCUGCUGGCGAUAGACAUCUCCAUCUCCAAGCGGCUGGGGGUGUGCGCCAGCAACGCCUCCGCCUGGGGCAAUGCCCGCUCCAUGAUCAGCCUCAUUGGAUUGACUGGGCAUGGGGUGCCCUGGAUCGGGGGCACGCUGAUCUGCCUGGUGAAGAGCAGCACCCUGGCGGGCCAAGAGGUCCUCAUGAACCUGCUGCUGGCCCUGUUUCUCGACAUCUUCAUUGUUGCCAGUUUACAGAAGCUGGGUAAGCGGAAAGGGCCCUACGAUGUCAGCCCGGGCCUACUGGACUACCUGACCAUGGACAUCUAUGCUUUUCCUGCUGGGCAUGCCAGUCGGGCAGCCAUGGUAUCCAAGUUCUUCCUCAGCCACCUGGUCUUAGCCGUCCCACUUCGGAUCUUGCUGGUUCUCUGGGCCUUUUUGGUGGGACUUUCCCGGGUCAUGGUUGGACGGCAUCACAUCUCUGAUGUCCUCUCUGGUUUUGUCUUCGGCUAUUUGCAGUUCAGGGUGGUGGAGAUGAUGUGGAUGUCCUCCAACACGUGCCAAAUGUUGAUUUCGAUGUGGUGAAUGCUAUCUGCUCCACCCCAAAUUUUAUACACCGAGGAAAACUAAAAAAAUGCUUUUCCCAAAUGCGUCAUUUGGAAAAUGGGGAUGAUAUCCAAAUCUUUGACGUCUUAGGUGGGAACUGAGAAUCCUGCUUCCAUCAUGGGGGUGAUCUAGUUGCAUCUACUCAGAUGCCUGCUGGUAAUUGGCUGGGCUUGCGCGAUCAGUCCCCAGAGCGGGAUUUUGCCCGUGUUUUCUUGACUCCUGAUUGGGUGGCAAACUCAAAUGGCUGUAGAGAGAGAACAAAAAUGUUGCUUUUGGUGUAUUUGUUUGUUUAAGAUGGAUGUUCUCCCGUGGCCCUUUUUAUUUCACGUGGUUGUGAAUUCAGUUUGUUUUUGUGGAAGCUGGAAAGUUGGAGGUGAACUUUAGGGUUGAUGGUUGACAACUUGGAAUGUUCCGGGCACCGGACGACUUGGAAUGCCCUGGACUCUUUCAAUCCCCCUCUUGAGGUGGGAGAUGAAGCACCUACAGCAUCUUCUACCCAUUCCUCCUCUCCUGCUUUGCUCUAACAAGCGCAAUUCCAGCUGUGCUGCCUAGCAAGCAAAGGAGGGAUGGACCGCUAGUCUGAGGUUGAAACAGCUGGGAGAGAAGCCAUGGCUGUCCCCAUUUCCCAUCGGAUUGGGGAAUUUAAAGGAACUGUGCAGAUCAACGAGUUACUAUCUGGCAACGCACUGUACUAUCACGGGGGCAAGGUUUUGUCUGAGUUGUAUGCAGCCGUGGUCCCUUGUACAAGAUGGGUACACCACCAAACUUUGAGAAUAAUAAAGGAUGCACCAACCUUG